Molecule: messenger RNA, 342 nt
Organism: Brugia pahangi
Lineage: Eukaryota; Metazoa; Nematoda; Chromadorea; Rhabditida; Onchocercidae
Source: the annotation of a GenBank genome assembly
AUGAAGUAUUUGGCUGCUUAUUUAUUAUCUACAAUGAGUGGAAAUAAAUCACCGACAGCAAAAGAUAUAGAGGAUGUGCUUGGAUCAGUUGGACUUGAUGUUGAUAUGGAAGAUGCGAAUAAAGUCGUGUCAGCCUUAUCUGGGAAAUCCAUUGAUGAGGUAAUUACAGCAGGUCUGGCGAAGAUCUCGUCAGUGCCUUCAGAUGCUGCAGUGUCAGCAAUAGCUCCAGUCGUUUCAGCAACUCCCACCGGUGCGUUACAAGCGGAAUCUAAAAAAGAAGAGAAGAAAGAAGAACCGAAAGAGGAAUCUGACGAAGACAUGGGAUUUGGAUUGUUCGAUUAA